Messenger RNA from Aspergillus clavatus NRRL 1, 1911 nucleotides. Its product is annotated as putative cyclohexanone monooxygenase. The transcript has 2 exons. The record is from RefSeq and is a predicted model, not a curated record. The coding region runs from base 1 to 1911 and encodes 636 amino acids. NCBI's taxonomy places the organism in Eukaryota, Fungi, Ascomycota, Eurotiomycetes, Eurotiales, Aspergillaceae.
AUGGGCUCACUCUUGUCUAUAGUUCUACGCUCAGCGACGCGGAUUAUCCGCCCUAUAAUCCCGUCCAGUGUACUUUCUCUCCUUUCUGGACCAAAGCCGGUGCACCCCCUGCAAACGCUUCAAUUCGACAAGGAAGCGAUUCUGGAGAAAUACCAAGCUGAACGAGCAAAGAGGCUACGUCAAGACGGUGUUUCGCAGUUCAAAUCUGCCCGUAGCGGGGCCUACGACCGUUUUCGGCAGGAUGUUGCUCGUCCUCAAUCUCGAGAGCCCAUCGAGGCGGAGACAAAGGUGCUUAUUGUUGGGGCCGGGUUCGCUGGCCUGGUAGCCGCGGUGAAACUGGACCAGCAGGGCGUCCAGGACUUUCGGAUUGUGGAUAAGGCGGCUGGAUUCGGGGGUACCUGGUAUUGGAACCAAUAUCCUGGCGCUGCAUGCGAUGUCGAGUCCUUGAUUUAUCUUCCGUUUCUCGAAGAAACUGGCUACAUCCCGUCCAGGCGCUUCUGUUAUGGCCCUGAGAUUCGUGAGCAAGUCAACCGUGUUGUGGCCAAAUGGGACCUUGCGCGCAGAUCACAUCUAUCCACCGAGAUUACCUCCAUGACAUGGGAUGAAUCGAUCCUGCGAUGGCAUGUCAAGACCAACCACGGUGACCAUUUUAUCACACAGUUCGUGGUUAUGGCCACGGGGACUUUCCACGAGCCGAAGUUGCCGGGCAUCCCGGGGAUUGAAAACUUCAAAGGAGAUCACUUCCACAGUGGUCGUUGGGACUACCGGAUCACGGGUGGUGAUGAGACGGGCAACAUGAGCCAGCUGGCGAACAAGACUGUCGGUAUCAUUGGGACGGGAGCUUCCGCCGUCCAGCUGGUCCCCAAACUGGCACGGGAUGCGAAGAAACUUUACGUUUUCCAACGCACCCCAUCCUCAAUUCGAUUCCGGGACAACUCUCUCUACGAUACUCCGUCCCUGAAGAAGUCCCUGCCGCCCGGCUGGCAGAGGCAGCGGAUGACGGACUUUGCCAACAUCCUCACGGGCCAAGUCGUCGAUCAGGACUGCGACGCACUGGAGGGGCUACAGGAGCUAACGAUGAGGGCCAUUCUAAAAGAAGCCAGCGAUGCCGGCGUCACCGUUCAGCCCGAGCAGAUUCCCGAGUUGAUGCAGCUGGCCGACUUUCGCCUCAUGCAGCAGAUUCGGGGCCAGGUAGAUGAGAUCGUCAAGGAUCAGGAAACAGCGGCAAAACUCAAGCCCUGGUACUCGUUCAUGUGCAAAAGACCGACGUUUCACAAUGACUACUUGGCUGCUUUCAACAAUCCGAAUGUGGAACUGGUCGACACGGAUGGCCAGGGAGUCUCCUACCUCACCGAGACGGCAGUCGUUGCAAAUGGGCGGGAAUACGAGGUGGACCUUCUCGUCUACUCGACCGGCUUCGACUUUGACGUUGAAGCAAACUUCUAUCGGCGGACCGGGAUUCAGCUGGUCGGCAGCCGAGGGAGGACGUUCGACGAGAAAUGGGAUGAGAAGGGCCCGUCGACCCUCUUCGGAGUACACAUCCGGGAGUUCCCCAAUCUGCUGUAUGUAGGUCCCGCGCAGACAGGUGUGACAGCCAAUUGGACCCAUACGACCUAUGCAGUCGGGGAUCACAUUGCCGAAUUCGUGGCGAAGUCUCUGCGCGACGGGCAAUACCAGGCGUUUGAGCCCACGGAAGAGGCCGAAGAGGAGUGGGGAAGACGGAAUGAGGAGGGCAGUGAGAUGAGACUGCUGUUUGCCCAGUCCUGUCCACCCGGCUACUACAACCGGGAGGGGAAGCCGGAGGAAAUUCCUGCUCGCUGGGCGUAUUUCCCCAAAGGGAUUAUUGAAUGGACGAGAAUCACUCAAGAGUGGCGCGAGAAGGGAGACUACCAGGGAAUGGACAAGCGCUGA